AUGUCAAAUCUCAACGAUGACGACGACGAAUGGGGUGCAUUCGAUCAGGCGCGUCCCUCCACUGACCGUUCUGAUGAUCCAUCAGCCUCCUCCAACUCGACUCGAUCUCAGGAAGCUCAUCAAUUGGCUCAUCAACAAUCACUAGAAGAGUGGGGCGCAUUUGAAACAUCUGAAAAUGCGAAGGAUGCAGCUGGAGAUGAUGAUGAUGAGUGGCAAGCGGAAUUCAGCUCGGCAGCUCCACCUCCACUUUCAGUUCCAGAUGUUCCUCUGGAAAAUCUGAAAAUUCUGGAAGAAAUGCUAGAUGAUGAGUCUUUUUGGGAUGAUGGAUAUGCGGAAGGAGACCGAGACGGAGAAGAGAAUUCAACUGAUGCUAUCGAUAUCCCAUCGUUAUUUGAUUCAGAGAAUCUUGAUGAAAUGUCGAAAGAAUUCGAAGAUGUAGAAAAACAGAAGUACUCAAAAUUAUGGCUAUCACUUCGUGUAAUUGAAGAAGCGAUCUCGCUGAAAUUCGACUGGAAACAGUCGGAAAUCCGCAAGAAUCAUUUUAAAUCACUCAAAAUUAACCCUAUUGCUGUCAAAAAAGAAACUCGCGCCACGGCGGCCGCCGCAUUCGACACUUCCAACCUUUUGCUUCCCACCCCGAUUCUCCAACCAACGUCUUCUGACUCGAAUCAUGACUUAACGAAUAAUCCGAAGACGUCGUCCUCAUCCCCAUCUGUCGACUCGCCUUCUGUUCCAGCUGUCGACUUCGAUUGGGACACGUCGGGUCUAACGAAUCCAAUGAAUCGAGCUAACCAAAGCUCUGCUAUCAUCGAUGUUGACUUCCUCGGCACGAAUGGUGUGGCGUCGGCGUACACGAAUCCGUUGCAGCAAGACUUUGAACACUUUGGGUUGAAUGGGGUGAAGACGACAGAAGCUAGUAAUGGAUCGAAAAUUCUGGAACAACUUAUGUCUGGAAUGAAUGGAACUUCCGAUCACUAUCGUUCCACCGAACUCCUCUCAUUGGAUGCCCGAAAGCUACUCGAACGUCUUCCGGAUAUCGGAUAUCUUCGAGCGACAUCUCUGAAACUUCCACUGGGAACAAAUCUCCCUCAUUAA
Molecule: messenger RNA, 1095 nt
Organism: Caenorhabditis remanei
Lineage: Eukaryota; Metazoa; Nematoda; Chromadorea; Rhabditida; Rhabditidae
Exons: 4
Coding region: 1-1095 (364 amino acids)
Biological process (GO): intracellular transport
Cellular component (GO): AP-1 adaptor complex; trans-Golgi network membrane
Molecular function (GO): clathrin binding
Source: RefSeq, a predicted model, not a curated record